CGUAAGGAGACAUCGAUCACUUACCACGGCUGCCGACAUUUCAGUUGAAUAUUAAAGUCAACAUCACGUCAGUAUCAUGUAUUUAACAAACUUUUCCAUCAAGCCUUUAUAAAAAUAAAGGUAUUAUUUAUAUAUAACCAUUUAUAUGGUACUUUAUAUGGAAUUGUUAAGCACAGUUAGGACUAGUAUAGACUGUAGUGCCUGUAGAUUCGCUUUUCAGGAUAAAUGCCAUAAUGAUUAUAAUGCCAUUCAUAAUAAUGAUAAAUCUGAUAAAAUGCAUGAUUCAGCCCAGCUACAGGCAGACGAGAUUGACUGAAACACUCAACAUAAAUGUGACUGUUUUUACUAGUUUCAGAUGUUAACAUUAUUAUAAUAUUAAUAAUCUGUAGUCUGUAGUAGUGUUACUCUUGGACUCUUAGAUCUAGGCCUAGGUCUGCUAGUUUGAGUUUCAAUUCCAGACUCUCACUCUGGGUGAUUAUUUUAGUCUUAGUUUACUUUACACACACAAGACAAAUGAUGAUGGCAGAAAAAGCCAGGGCCAGGGUGGAUACUGUGCAUCAUCAGUGGACAUCAGACAUACUAAUUAUUAAAUUAAUUAGCAUGAAUAGUCUGAAUAGGCCUAAUAUUUAUUUAGGCUUACCAUUAUUUAUUAUCUCAUAGUAGGCAUAACAAUAGUUGUCCACGCACCGUUCUGCACAUGUCCUAAAAUGUCGAAAAAACGUGUUCUGCAAUAUGGCGUACAGCUACACGGUAUCAUUGGAAAAUUGCAUACUACAUCACCUUUGUUUAAUAAAUAAUUGCUUUCCUCAUCACUGACGUAUCAGCUUUUGUGUUCCGGUCAUAUAUUGAUUUAUGCUACAAUAUUUUUUGUGCAUCACAGGCAUUAUUAUUAUACUGACUCGGUUAGUAUAUAAAUCGCAUAAAUACUUUUUUACUAGUAAAGCCACCAAAAUAAGGUUUAGUGCUCCCUAAUCUACAUUCAUUGUAAGAGUUUUUUCAUUUUUUGAGUUAUUAUCGUUGAGCUCUCGAUAAAAAGUUAUGCAUCCCGCGAAGAUGUGGGAGUGGGGGGGUAUGAAAUUAUCAUUAUUUUUUUAUUUAAUCGAGAAGCCGGAAAUGGCUGCUAUCACUGUGAUUCGUUAAUGUUAAAUCCUUAAACAUCUAAAUAAUUAUAAGACGUUUAAAAUGAAUCAUUUUAAGAAAAGAUUAUAACCAAACUUGAAAAGUUUAUGUAGUAACCAAGGGUUGGUUUUAAGUUUUAUUUAUUACGUUAAAAAUUGUGUACGGUACAGGUACACAGUUUAUCGUUUUUUCAUUAUUGAAUCAAUAUUUAAUAGUUUUACAAUAGUAAUAGCGAUAAUAAUAAUCUUUUUCUCUUAUUAAUUAUUUCAGAGGAUAUUACUAAAAUUAGGCCUACUUAUCAUUAUCAGUUAUAAUUAUAAUCAUAAAAAACUUUUAUCAUAAUCCUAUAAUAGUCUAUUUAGGCCUAAGCUUAAUUUUUCUUAAUCUGAUUCUAUUACAAUUACAAGCCUAUAAAGUUCUAUAUGUAACAGUUUUAUUAAAAUACAUCAAAUUAAUAACCAAGACUCAAACAACAUGGUCAUAGCAAUUAUUUUUUUAUUAGGACAUAGAAAAGCAGUAAAUAGACAAUUAUUUAAUAUAUCAAAUAACAUUUUUUAAUGAAUUAGUCUCAUUAUUAUCAUAUUAUUAUUAUCAUCAUGGAUGAUUUUAGUUGAGUAAUUUUUAUUUAUAAUUACAUGAGUUCAAUUUUAUAAAUAAAAAAGACUACUUACCUUUUUAUAAAUAUAAUAAUUGAUUUAAAAUUUAACACAAGCAUAAUAAAAUUAGUUAAAAUUCAAUAGAUGUGUGGGUAUUUUUUCAUUUUUUCCUGUACAAAUAAUGAUUUUCCCAAUUUUUCUGUUCACUUUUUUCUGAACAUACCCACACAUAAAUUCAUUAAAAAUAAAAGUCUUAAUGUUAUAUAAAAGUUUUGUUGUUUAUUGUACUGUAUAUUGCAUUGAGAAUGUCUCCUGAAAAUUUGGUAGCCAUUAUCUUUUAAAAUCAAAAAGUUUUGGGUAAAAUAAGGCAGAAAUUUUGAAAGUGGGUCACAGGUUUUUUCAGUUAAAUACUAAGAUAAAGAAGAUAAAUCACCAAAAAAAUCAUAACUCCACUUCUAUAAAAGAUAGAAAGAUGAAAUUGGUGUUGUUGUAAAGCUUAUAGCCAGCCCUUUAAAAUGAUGUACCAUUCAUGGCAAUUGGACAAUAUUUAAAUUUUGUGUCAAAGUACCUACUCAUAGGUUUACCAUAUUUUCAGUAAAUUUUCAGUGUUGAAACUAAAGUAAAUAGCCAGAGAGUGUGCAGGGGCUCAGUGAUUUGAUUGAGCCCCCUCCUCAAAACCCUACCUCAGUUGCUGAUCAAGGAGGGUGUAGUUAUCCUCCUUUACCUUCCCCCACUCAAUCUACCCUUCCCUCCACUUCACUCUCCCAAGACCUUCCCUAGCACCUAUCCUCCAACUUUCUCUUCCCUGGCACCUAUCCUGCAACUUUCUCAUCCCCUCCUAAGCUAGGCACUGCAACUUAAAUUUUAAAAUACUGACAUGCACAAAGAGAAUAUCACUGGAAAGAGCUGGCUUUAAGCUUUCCAAUGAUACCAAAAUAAUCUUUCUAUCAUUUAUAGGAGAAAAGUUAUGCAUUUUUUAGCGAUUUAUUUUCCCCCUCAAUUUGGCUUUGUAUUUAAUUUUUAAAACUGUGAUUGAAUUAUUACUCUUUUUGACUAUUUUGUUUGUAUCUUUUUGGCUUUUAAAAUUAGAGCUCUCAAAUUUUGAGGAGACAUUUACAAUACAAUGUUUAAAAAAACAAAACACAUGAAUUGUGAAUUAGUAAUUAUAUUUUAUAAAAUAUGAUUUUUAUGAGCAUAUGGUGUGGCAACAACAAUCGUCGAAAAAUUUAAGUUUACAAAAAAAUUACAUAAAUACUAAACCAUUAAAGCUUAUGGCUAUAAAAUGUUCAAUACAAAUUGAUAAUGUACAACUAAAAAUUAGCCAAAUUUUAAGAAAGUAAAAUGCAGAUCAGAAAAAUGUAUGCAAUAUUAGAAAAAAAUCUAUAUUUCAUGAAAAGUGACCACGGCUGAGACAUUUUUAAAAUUUAAAUAUAUAACUUUUAAACUAAUAAAGCUACUGCAAUGAAAUUUUCAGCACAAAUAGAUAGUACCGUAACUAUAUAAAUUUAAUAUACAAAAUUUAAAAUGUCAUGUAAUCUGUCGACAUUGAUGUGCAUUUUUAACCACAACUUUUAAACUAAUAAUGCUAACUCAAUGAAAUUUGCAGUACAAAUAAACAGUGUGUCAAUCUAAAUUUUAUUAAGUAUUUAAAUACAAAAAAACAUAAUUCAGAACAUUUUAUGUAAAAGUUAUUAAAUGAAAAUCCAUCUCUGUCGACAUUAUUGUACAGGUACAACAAGUUUCGGCUCCGGGGCUUGAGCAACACUUCAUCCUGAUCGAUUGGUAGCCCAAAAAACAUCUGCCUCCGUUGUCAAUUUUAAAUUGGGUUGUAUAUUGAUCUCCUCCAGGUUGGCACAACUUAGCACAAUCACAAGGAAUGAUGAUAAUCUGUAACUCUGAAAAAUAAAAAAAAGAUUAGGACUACUAAUUAUGAAUACAUAUAAAUAAUGAUUCAAUGUUUUUAAAUAGGCUAAACAAUUUUCUUUAGUUUAUGUAAAUUUAUAGUUGUUAAUAACUUAGGACUAGAGCAGUGUUUCGUAACCUUUUUUGUGUUUUCAUUCCCUGCCUCUCCUAUCCCCCCCAAUGUUUCAUAUACAUAAUUAUUAAUAUUCAAAAAUAGGGUUGUUCACUGAAGAAACUUAAAUGAUUUUUACAACACUUUUAAUGAACGCUUUUUUAAAAUUGAGACUUUAAAUAAUUCUCCUUUUAAAAUACAAGUUAAAUCAUAGGAGACAGUUUGUUUUCAAAAUCCAGACAGCUCAUUUUUCGAAUUGCCCCCCCUAAACAAUCAAAUUGCCAUGCUGGGAAACGGGACGAGAGGCUAUCUUACUAUAUAAUUCAUUGCUCUUCGCAUGAUGCAUGUCGCCGCACUUUGAAUUCUUAUCAUUUAUACUUUGAUCCAAAGCCUGUUCUUAAAUAUGAACUAUAUUAGGUCUAAAGUGUAAUUAUUAUAUUAAACCAGUUAUUAAACGUGUAUAUCUAUAAUCAAACUAAUAAGUUAUAAUACAGGAAAUAUUUAUUUAGCUGUUUCAAAAAGGUUUUAAAUAAUAAUUACCACUGAUUACGUUAGAGAUACCACUUCCAGUAGAUCGAGGGGACAAAAAUGGCCACGGCUUGGCAUCUUUGAAUUUUUAGUCACGUCGCUCAAGCUCUAAUAAAGUUCAGUGAUGAUCAGUAUUAUUUUAAAAAAGUGUUUCCCCUUUUAAAAUAUAUAAAAUAUGCGUACAAGUAAUGACCAAGUCCAAACACUAUUUUAAAAAAAUGUUGGACAGCGUACUCACUUACCCCAAGUCAACUUUCCCAUUAAUUGUCUUGGCAAGGUCAAAUUUCUAUUUGAUUCAUACCCUCGUUACCUGCAUGCAUCGCAUAUUUGAAUUAAAAUAAGGAGAAUCCUCUAUUUUUAAAAAUGAUGCAAAACAACGUUAAACACAAAAAUCUACCAAAAACGAAAAGCGCCAGCUGAUCACAGCGAUAGCCGCUCGGCGGGCCGAUUUUUUCUAUCCCCGGAAGCGAAAGUAUUGGAGUGCCUACAUACGCAUACCUUUUCCAUCAGCCACUACUUCACUUCCUGUAAUCUUAAAACUAUGGUCUCCCCUAGACCUAUUGCUCUUUCUCCUACCUCCUUGACUCCAAUCUCUCCUGCUUCAACCACAACACUCUCCUCUAAAUCUCAAUUACCUCACUCCCUAACCAUUUCCUCCUGAUUCAUUUCACCCCCUUACCACCCUUGCCACCCUGUUGUUGGCAUUUUUGGGGCAUCGGCAGAAGUGGAGCAAGGUCAGAGCUCCAAAAUAAUCACUCAAGCACUAAAAAGUUGCUUGAUCUGAAACCCUGCUUAUCAACUUAGAGAUGGGAAUCGAACCGCACACCUCAAACUCUGCUGACAAUCAAACUGUGCCCUGCUGACGACUGAACCGAUCCCAUUACUGAGUAUGAACCAACCUGAACGUUCUAUUGCAAACUUAUUAGAACCGACACUGUUUUACGAAUGUAGCACAUCACUACUUACGCCAGAAAUACUUAUAUAUAGAAAAUCCAAUUUGCAAAAUUGUCUCAGAAGAAGGCUCCAAGCCCGAACUGAUGUCCAGGAUUGCGCAGACUACAACAGCACUAAAAAAGCUCAAGAAAAUAUGGAAUGACAAAAAUAUAGCCCCCAGCACCAAAAUCAGGCUGAUGCGCUCAUUAGUCCUCUCCAUUUUCCUGUAUGCCUGCGAAUCCUGGACAUUAACAGCCGACCUUGAAAGGAAAAUAAAGGCGAUGGAGAUGAGAUGCUUCAGAAGCAUUUUUGGCAUCUGCUAUAGGGACCAUAUCUUUAAUGAUACAGUGAAAGAAAGGGUUCGCCACGCAAUUGGGGAGUAGAAUGACCUACUGGUGACUGUGAAAAAACGCAAACUACAAUGGUACGGCCACGUAACACGGAAACAAGGGCUUGCUAACGAAAUAUUGCAAGGCACCACAAGAGGAGGGAGAAGAAGAGGAAGACAAAGAAAAAGAUGGGAGGAUAACAUCAAAGAGUGUACAGGACUAACACUGGGCGAUGCUGUGCUUAGUGCAGAAGACAGAGACGAAUGGAGGAGGAUAGUUCACAUGUCAUCUGUGGUGCCCCAACGGUCCAAGGACUAAGGGACAUGAUGAUGAUGAUGAAUUUGCAAAACCAUAUUUUGUAAACCAAAUUAUGUUUUUUAAAUCAUCCCCUACCCAACUCUUCCCCACCAACACCCUUUAGCGAAUAGGUUUGAGUUUCUAUUAAUGUGUGACAAAUUAAACAGUCACACUAUGUGGCCAAAUUUUUUUCAUCCAGUGCCCAGAAACUCAUUUUAAAGAAGAAAAAAUUUAGAUACCUGUAAGCCUGUAUAUUUUUUAUUUAAUUUAAACCAAAACAAUGAAAUUUCAAAUUACUGGACUGCAGUAGUUGACAAACACAACCUUUUUUUGUUACCGAACCCUCCUGACGACAGUGCCCGAAUUGAACAGAAACCUGUUGACGACUGAACCCAAACCAAACCCUGCUGACGACAGAACCCAAAUCAAACUUCUUCUAAAAGAGGGUUUGAUUCCUAUCUCUAUUAUCAACUGCGUUUCACUGAUUAACUGAUUAACUACCAUGAGCCACUGGGAGUGGCACUAGCUCAGCGUUUCUUUCGUUAUAGCCACAAGCCGCUAGUAGCGCCAAUGUUUGUAUCAUAGUAAAUCAAGUCAAAUAUUUAUAUUAUUCCGUUCCUUGGUUCAAGAUUUUAAAGCGCUGUUCAUUUAUUUUGAUUUAAUUUCCAAGCUAGUUACAAAAUUGUACAACUUGUUUACCAUGGCAACAAGUGACAAAGGCAUAUAAUUAAUUGAAAGUGUAAAUAUUAUCAAGUUUCUGUGUUCUUUGGUGCAUUUUUCUUAUUAUUGGAUAUACUAUUUGGAAACCACCAAAUGAAAGGCUAUGUUUUGGAAACUUAAAAUUUAUAUUUAAGUUGGCACAUUUAUUAUUAUUUUUUUGUUUCUAUUGUAAUUACUAAUUUAAUAAAUACUAAUUUCCCUACCAAAACUUUAACUUACAAAGGUUUUACGUUUAACUUAUAGACAAUUCAUAUACCUUAAAAAUGGUUUAUUACUCAUUAGAAUAUGUUUAUAAUUAAGAAAACUGCAGGUGAAUUUGUGCAUACACCUGCAAUGAGAAAAUGUGACCUAAAUUUAAUUCGGCCACAGACUGUUUUUCAAUCUGGUAGUUAAUCAAGUAAUGGAAAAAAUACUGGCGUUUUGUUCAGGAAGUUAAAUGAUAAUCAAAUUUCUGAUUUUCAGUUUUAAAAAUGAUAUUGGUUGUUGGUUUUUAAGAAAUCACAAUGAAAUUAAUUUUUUUUCUAACCAAAAUUAUAAAACAUGGUUAAUUACAUAGAAAGAAUUAAAAAGUGAAAAUUUAGUUGCUUAUUAAAAUUGAAAAUUAUGAGUUUCCGAUGUCAAUUUAAAAUAUAUAUAUUUUGCAUUUGGUGUGUCCUGCUUCGUUUUCACAACUGGCGUUUCCCCUACUCAACAUGUUUUAUUUUAAUAGUACUGAGUGAAAAAAAAAUGCUGUUACACAGCGAUUUUCAUGCGUGACGGUUAAACUCAGGUAAAAGGGUUGAAUUUUUUCCGAGGCGACAAUUAUUUUAAACCAAGAGCCCCUGGUAUGGUGUAGAAUGUCUGUAUGACAACUGUGAAAAUACCGGCAGGGGUAGGCUGUGGGACUGUGUAGGCAGAUUGUUAAAUUACAGGUAGGUAGGGGGUAGGACUUUCUGUAGGCCUAUUAUUUAUAGGUCAACAGGUAGGGGGUAGGACUUUCUGUAGGCCUAUUGUUUAUAGGUCAACAGGUAGGAUGUAGGACUUGUUUAAAGGCAGACAGGUAGGUUGUAGGACAGUCUGUAGGCAUAUAGAAAAUGAGAAGUUAACAAUUUUUUUUUUGACCCACCAGUUAUUUUCUCAAAAUAUCAGGACUCUGUGUAAAACAACCUGCAACCCCCCACCCCCACUUACCUCUAUUAUAUAAUACUGCUAAUAAAUAUUAUUAACAAAGUGGGCGGCUCCCCCUCUCUCUUUCCCAGCCCUAUAAUUAUGCCAAAGGCAAUAACUACUCUCAUAAGUCCCGGUUUCAGCACUUCAAAAUAAGGAUAUCCUUAUUGACCUUCAACAUGCAUUGUUGCUUCAGAGGCCACUCACACACCCAUUAUCGCAUAUUGAUUUAAGUUCAAGAUCUUUUGGUGUGUUUUUGUUGAGCUUUGCAUUACAUACAUGUAUGUAUGUAGUUUGUUGUUUUUUUUUAUUUAAAAAAAAAUAUGAAUUCAUAUUUUAAAUAGAUUAUUUAAAAUUUUGUAAUGUAAUUUACUAAUUUUGCUAUAAUUUUAGCUUGCUGAAAUAGGUACUUAUAUUUAUUUAAAAUAUGUUUCCAAAUUUGAUUUCAAUUUAAAAACAAUUUUGAGGACUGAUCAUGCUAUGAAGUUAAAAUCUUAUAUCUAUUCAGGAAUUAGUAGAAGGCUGCAAAAUAUCAACAAGCAUAAGGAGUUAUAAUACAAUUUAAACAGAAAUGUAUAAUUUCAAUUGGCAGAUUUUUUUAUUCUCUCCUCCUCCUCUCUCUCUCUCUCUCNUGCUACCCCCCCCCCCCCAAAAUCCUUUACAUUUUUUAUGGGCUUAACACUAUUUAAAAAGGAGCAUAUUUUUUUAUUAGGCUUAUUGAAUAACCUUUAGUCUUAGUAUGUCGUGACUAAAGAUAAAAUUCAGUCGUCAGUUCAAUAUGAACUGAUAUUUGCUUUAUUUAAAAGACAUUGUAUAGAAUAUAGAAGAAAUGUUAACAAUUUUAUUUUAAAACUAAUACUAAUAUUAUGCAAUUAUGUCUUAUCAUAUUAAAAAAAAAUCUUUGAGGUGCUUAACAAAUUUUAUUUUAAAACUAAAUAUUAUGCAAUUAUGUCUUAUCAUACUAAAAAUAUUCUUUGAGGUGCUUAACGAUUUUUUGCAACGGAACAUGCAAAACUGCUUGAAAGAUCGAAGUGCAAUUAAUGGCAUCAUGAACAAUGAACGCUCCCCUAAAAAAUUCAACAUGGCCGCCCCCUGUGUCUGGACGUUGUUAGGGCAACAUUUUACCGAAUUAUGCUAUUUAUUUAAUAGGAUUGCGACUCAGUGAGUACUUGUAAUGAUACUUUUAAGUAUUUACAGUUUAUAAAGCCAUUUAAUUAAAAAAAAUAUUUGUUUUUAUAGUUUUCAUUUAUUUAUUAAUGUGGAUAUAAUAUGUUUCAGACCGUAAUUUGUGACUGAGGUGUUACUGUUACUGUUAGAUAACUUAACUAAAAUUUAAAAUGACUGAAACUUACAAAGGAUACAAGAUUUACUAAUCCAUCAUAUUCAUUCACUCACACUCAUACUAUUACUACUUCGAAGUUAAACUUAGUUAAACCUAUCACGAAUUAUAUUAAAAAUGUAACUAAUGCUGAGGACUGAGGAACACAACCUGGUUUAUAACCAGGCCAGGUGAUUCCUUACACUACAAUGAAUGACAACAUUACAAUUUUAAAUAUAAUUAUUAUACAAUACUUCAUAUUCUAUUGAUAUAGUCUAGUAACUUAAGUACCAUACUUUGACAGAAAUGCUAAAUAUUGUACUAUUAAAUUAAAUGAUACAUGAUACACCAUUUUUUAAAGGGCUAGCUGUAAGCUUUCUAAAAACAAAUUUCAUCAUCCUAGCUUUUAUAGAAGUGGAGUUAUGAGUUAUGAUUUUUUUUUGGGGGGGGGGCAAUUUUUAAAACCCCCUUAUUUAUCUUUGUAUUUCACUGUGAAAACUUGUGACCAACUUUCCAAAUUUCUGCCUUAUUCUAUAACGCCGCCAAAUUUUCGGAAAAAUUCUCAAUGCAGUUUAAAACACAGCGAACAACAAAACUUUUAUGUAGCAUAAAAAACUUUUUAUUUUUUGAUAAUUGCUUUUGAGGGUACCGGUAGUUAAAAAAAUAUUUAAAAGGAAAAUUAGAAAAAUUAUUACUUAUACUUAUAAAAGCAAAAUAAAUAAAAACAACAUGUUUAUUGUAUUCCAAUUAUGUCAAUUCUUAUAUUUAUAAAAGGUAAGUAGAAAUCUUCCUUUUAUUUAUAAAAUUGAGUGCAUAAGAUUAUAAAUAAAAACCACUAAAAUCACACUUAAGACUAAUACAAGCAUACAAGAAUAUGAUUACAUUUUAAAAGGUAAUGGGGUUGUUCUGCCUCACAUUUUCUAUUUAGACUGCUCUACAGACUUCUUGUUGAAGAAUCCAAAAUCUCUCCUUCAUAAACUUCCUUCGUCCAAAUAUACCUCCUUGCCUUUGUUAAGUGUUUUUCUAAGUCCUUAUCUCUUAUAUAUAUUUUGCUUGUGGUGUGGCUGCUUCCUGUUCCCCACCUGCCCUCCUCCUACUCAGCAUGUUUUAUAUUACAUAUAAUAAUGUUUGAAAGAAAUUAUGGUUCGAUAGUGAGUAAAAUAUAAUUCCCAAUAACUGUGCUUAAUGAUAUUUUUUUUAAUGAUGUAAUUGCAUUUGGUGCUUAAUAUUUUUUUCUUUUCGAAAACUGAAAUCGUCUGUUUUAAUAUGGUGUAAUAAAUAUUCGGUUUAAAAGUGGUUGGGACAUUAGAAUAUUAAUAUAGCUCAUGGGAGUGAAAUAAAAAGUGUUCAGUGACGUACCAUGGGAAGGGGUGUAGCAAAAAUUUGGACUUUAAAAUGUGCGUUACUUGAGUUCAUGUUUUAUCAAGUAACUUUAGUAGAAGGGAAGCUCACACAUUGCUGUAGCCAAUUCUAGGCGAGCUAUAACUGGUAAAAAAAUAAUUACUAUGACAUUAUUGAGUCUUAUUGAGUUAUUUGAUGUCUUUUAUUUAUAAUUACAAACCUUAUUUUAUUUUUUUAAAAUAAUUAAUUAAAUUAGGCGUGUAAAUGCAGUUGUAAAAAUAGAAUAGCAUUAGUUUAUUAGUAAUAUUAGGCUUAAGCCUAUUAAAUAUACACUAUUAAAUAGAGUAGAUAUAGACCUACCAGUACUAUAAAAAAUUUUAAUAUAUAGGCCUAGAAAUAGAAGUGGAGAUUUAUUGAGAUAUUUAAAGAUUACAGAAUACUAAAACUGCUAUUGAUUGUUAUUGAGAGCCAAUGUUAUAUUCCAUUUCCGGUGAAGAUAAAAAAAAAUGGAAAUUUUGUUUUUUCAGUCCGAUGAGGGUUGAGUUGUUGACAUGUUAAGGGCUAACAUCCCAAGGAAAGGGGUAAAUUGACUAUUUCAAACUUAUUCCCAUUCCAGUUUAGAUAGUUAACAGCAUUUUUUAUGUUCCAAUAAUUUUAAAGCUAAGUCAUUUAUAGCUAACGAUGGUCAAAGUGCCAGCAAAGUGAACCUUGUUGAGUAAAUUGUAUGAGCUUCAUCGUAAUUGAUGAGACAAAAGUAAUUUAUUUUUAGAAAACUGUGACAUAGAAAGCAAAAAUCCGAGUACAAAAUAGAGCAGAUUGUAAAAAAAUGGCCCCAAAAGUCUUUUUCUUUCAUUUUUUGACAUGAGCAGAAUAUGUAUGCGAAUGAGUUUCAACAUACCAACAAUAGUAAUAAACUGCAUUCUACAGUCUAGUAGUACUACUUUUACAGUGUCCGCAGCCUCACAUUUGGUGAUGUCUCAGGCUAAUGUUUAUUUAUUAGUAUAUGCCUACUGACUGCCGAGUAUAUUAUCUGAUAGUUGGCCUAUGCCUACAGUAUAUGGGGUCAUUCAUGAAUGUCAUGAUAUAUUGGAGGGAAUGUCAAGAAUUGGGGAUGGUGUAUUAUAAGGAUGUCUAAAUUUUGUGACAAAUUUUUUAUAAUGGGGGAAAAAAAUUGACCAAAAUAGCAUGACACAAAAAUUAAUUUAUAAUUUUUAAAAAAUUUAUUUUUGUUUUUUGCACCCUUUUACUUCGGUUAAAAUGGAAAUUAUCCAUUUAAUAUGUGACUUUAAAAAAUGUUUUUACUUUGUUUAAUGCAAUGGCCUCACCAAAUAUAACAAAUCACAUUUUUACAUGUUGCAUUUCCAAAAUACAUUUUGAAAAGAAAAUACUUUUACUGUGUAUACAUGUUCUCAAGCCAACUUUUUGGGGAAAUAUUUCAGGGGAAAAGUGGGUUUGUCUUAAGAGCGGGUCAUAGAUUUUUAUAAUUUUCUCAAGGUACAUCAUAUAAUUUAAGUGUAGAAAGCUGAGGUCCUAGUCUACCCUAGGCUCAAAUAUGUUAUCAGAAGCUAUAAAUAAAAACAGAACUAAUAUACCUGAUUUAGAUGGCAACACUAUUCACUCAAAGAAAAUGAUAAAAAGGUAAAUAAUAAAAGUCGAUUGCAACAUAUACAAAGCUGGCCUUAAUAUCUCAUCCUAGAUAUUCUUUGGUACCAUAUUGCAUUGGUACAAUAUACACUAGCAUAUUUUAUGGGGUCUGCUUAUAACCCAGUAAUAAAUUUUUCAGACUUUUUUCAUCCAUAAUGGGGUGGGGCCGGGUGUCGACUAAUGAAGAACAGGCUUUAGAGCAAGUAUCCACAGUAUUUAGUCACAAUCUUGAAAUUUAAGCAUUUUCAAUACUGCUAAUAUUUGUAAAUAUUAUUUGAAAUUAUAUUUUAAUUGACAGUUAAAAUGUGAAAUUUUUCGUCCUUUCCUAUAGUUUAUAAAAUGUUCAAUUUAGUAGCUUUCUGUAAUAGCUCCGGUAAUUUAUUGAAUACAUUUUGAUAUGGGCUCUAAAUAAAAACCAACAGGCAACAUGGCAGAAAAUUAAACUCAACUGACAAAAAAAACAACAACACUUUGUCAAUUACAUUCUGGGCCAAAUAAUACAAAAGUACAAUGACAUCUGGUUAUGGCUGUCAACGGGUAUCUUGAUACUGCCAUUUCUGAUUUAAAUUCUGUUCAAUUUUUUAAUGUUAUUGAAAGUAUUCAUUAUUUACAUCAACAAUUAUUACUGAUGUGAUUGAAUCAUGGACAUAAUUAUGUUUUAACUUAUACAUUUGACUAUCUACUUUUAUUACUUUGACAACUUAUUUGGUAUAUUAGAACUAAAGUAUCUUGGCAGGUUGGUUUAUUUACUGGUACCAGGGUACCCAUAAGAAGUAGUGACGGGCACCCAAGAAGAAUAAAAAAAUAUUUUGACAGUGUACAUCUGGGUGAUGACUUCCAUUAAGGCUAAUUAAUGUAAUAAAUAAAACCUUCUUGUUGUCCAGUACUGCAAUGAAAGAUGGGAGUUUUUGUUUGUUUGUUAUAAUUUGUUUGUAUGGAUUGUAUGACUCGCAAAAUUUCUUUGAGCACCCACCUCAUGGGCAUCCAUGUGCUAAAUUUCCUUUUACAAAGCUUUCCCUACUUCACAUUACAAAAAUCAUUUAUGGAUUUAUUUUGUUGAACCUUUCAACAAUCAGAGUAGUACAAUUACCACACUUAUUGUUAGAUAAUAUGAAUUCAACUUGGUAUACUCAAAGCAUGCACAUAUGAAUAAAGAGAUUGUUCUAUACAAUAUAAAUAUACAUUUUUAAAGGUCGCAGUCGGGUGAAGGAUGGGUUGAUCUGGAUCUCUGAAAGAGUUAAAGAGUCAGGCAAAAUCCACCAUUUCCAUAGCCAUGACUACAGCAGCAGCUGAAGACCUUUUGCAGGUCAAUCAAGUUGUUAAAGAGAGAUUUAAAGUUGUAAGUAGCUAUUGUAAUUUAGCAAUAAUAUUUUAAUACAUUUAUUUUUAUGCACAUAUUUUUUAUAUCCAGUUAAUUUAAUAUUCUUUGAAAAUAUUCUUACUUGUCAACAAUACGAUUUACAAAAGUAAUUUUAUUACCGUUACUAGUACAAGGUAAAAUAAUUUAACAGAAUUCCAUACAAAACACAAUGCAAAAAAAAACAACACAUUUUUUAAAGAAAGGAUAUACUUAAAAGAUAAUGAAUGUUGUACAUUUCCUUCUCAUAAACUUCUGUUGUACAUGUUUUUAUUUAUACGCAAUAGAUUAAGAAAAUUGGGGGCGGUGGAUUUGGUGAGAUAUACGAGGCAACAGAUCUGGUUAGUCGAGAAAGUGUUGCCCUCAAACUAGAAUCUGCCAAACAAGUCAAGCAAGUGCUUAAAAUGGAGGUCGCUGUAUUAAAAAAAUUACAAGGUUAAAGAUAAUAUAAAAUAGUUUUCAUCAUUUUAAUUGUUAUAAGCUAUUUAUAUUUUAUUAAUUUAAGUUGUCUAGUUUUAAAAAGAUUCACUUUUAAAUUUACUAUUAACCUAGCCCAAUUUGGCCAAAGGCAUUCACCUUUUUUAUUUGAUUCAUAGUCAGUUUAUUUGUCAUUGUAAAAUUUAAAGAAUAAAUGCAUGUUUUAAAGAAAUCAUCGUAAAGGUAUGUUUUUGCCAUUAAUUUAUUUAACUAAUGAUGUUAAUAUUUUUUUUCAGGACGAGAUCAUGUGUGCCGUUUUAUUGGUUGUGGUCGUAAUGAGAGGUACAACUAUGUAGUGAUGUCGCUGCAGGGAAAAAACUUGGCUGAACUCCGACGAAGUCAGGCCCGUGGUUGUUUUUCUCUCAGCACAACCCUUAGGCUUGCUUCCCAAAUACUCUAUGCAAUAGGGGCCAUCCAUGAUGUUGGAUUCUUACACAGAGAUAUUAAGCCUGUAAGUUCAUGCAAUUUUUUUGUUUAAAAUAUUUGCUGUUAAAACUGCUUUUCUUAAAAAAAAAAAAAAGAAAAGAUGUGUUUUUAAAAAUAUACUUGAAAGUGUUACUUUGAAUUUUAAAAUAUUUCAGUCAAAUUUUGCAAUGGGUAGGCAUCCAAACCAUCGAAAAGUGUACAUGCUAGAUUUUGGUCUUGCACGACAGUACACUACAGCAUCCGGGGAGGUCAGGCAGCCUCGAUCCGCAGCUGGAUUCAGAGGCACUGUGCGUUAUGCCUCAAUAAAUGCACACAAAAAUAAGGUCAGUUUGCGAACCAGAGGUAUAUGUGAUUUUUUUUUCUUCUUGGAACUUAAAACCCCAUUUCAGAUUUUUUGGUGGUCCCUAACAAUUCAUAUUCGUCCAGCUCAUAUUGUAAUUUACCCCUUCCCACAUCUUUUUUUCCACGUAAGGGUGAAACAAGGUUAUAAGACUGUAAACUCAAUAACUUUGUCUGACAGAUAAUAUUUAUUUAAUUUGAGUUAAAUUCAAUUCAGGAAUCAUUAUUUGAGCUAAUAAAUGAUGAAUUAUCAUUAAAUAUAUCUAAAAGGUUAUCAAAUCAUCACCUGAGUCAAUUUCUGACAAAAUUGUUAUUCUUUGGUGUUAAAAAAACUAAAAAAUUUGAGGAAGUCAGACUUUACAGAAGCAAUUUUUAUUUAAAAGUUGUAGUUUAACAUUAGGAGGUAAAUGCGUGUGAAUCGAAGGGGGAGAGUAAUUAUUAAUUUUUCUUGUUGCUAUGUUAUAUAGAUGACCUUCGGUGUUGUGUGUAUAUAAAGUUUGCAGAAAGAACAUUUUCACCCGCCUUUAAAAAAAAUGUUUGCCUGUUAUUUUUCCUUGUGAAAUGUUUUGGAAAAUACUUGAAAGUACUCAAUGUAUUACUUUGUACAUGUUGCAAAAUUUAUUAUUUUUUCCAGGAAAUGGGCAGACAUGAUGACUUGUGGUCCCUUUUCUAUAUGGUGGUAGAGUUUGUAUCUGGCCAGCUGCCAUGGCGAAAGAUCAAAGAUAAAGAACAGGUGCAUAGAUUUCAUCAUUUUUUUUCCUUCUCUUAACCCUAACCCGUAUUUAAAACAUGUAAAACACACCUAAUUAUAAAUGUAAAACUUUGUAUAAGACGCGUAUUAUAUACGCAAAAAUACAGUGAGUCUAGAAUGAUGCAAAAGUGCAUCCCUGCUUUUUGAAUUUAUAAAACAAAUUCUGGGCAUGGAGCUGAGCCUCUUCGCUAAACCCCACCCCCAAGUUUUGUUCGGGUGACUUUGGCGGGCAUCACCAAUUUCUGCUCCCUUAUCACAUCAACGUCUGUCAAAGUAUCGAAGGAUAUGGCACAUUUUUAUUUGCAAUAAUGCACUGUAUAUAAAUAUAUAAACGUCAGUCAUCUACUUUGAGAUGCGAAUAGUUAUUGUGUACAUUAUACUGUAUGUUUAUUUAUUUACUCUUAUAAUACGGUCUUGUAAGAUUUUGAGAUGGUGAAGUACUAUUCUAAGACUAUAUUGUAAUACAUUGGGAGUUCCUGAGUAACCAGGUCUGUUAUUAUAACCUACCUAAUACUUGCACCAUCUGCUUGGACAGAAAUUAUGAUUUGAUUUCUUCUUAUUUGACAGGACAAGAUAAUUCUUUUUUUUUCUACUAUCAAUAAUGGGUACCCGGUAGUUCUUUUAUUACCCCCCCAAAAAAACCCAACCUGUUAUUAGUCAUUAUUAUUGCCACACAAAACUUUUGUUGCAUCGGUCUUCAAAGGUUUUUUUUAUUUGUUUGUCACGUUUGUAGGGAGCAAGGAGUUACUAGAUUUAACUUUCUAAUAAUCUAGAUCAUUCGCUUAAAGUCAGCCAGACCAGAGAAUUAGAGAGGAAGUAAACUAACUCGAAUUUUUUUUAUUUGUUGAUGACCAGUAACAAAAUAUUUAGGCUGAUUUCCUCAAUGACUCUCUAACUAGCUUCUUGGAUGUUUAAGAUCAUACUUUUAACUAAUUUUUAGUAAAAAAUAUUAGUGUUAUUUUAGCAUUGUAUUAACCAAGUGUUAACAAUAAUUGCUAUGCAAAACUUAGAGUUGGGUACAUAAAAAUAGAACGAAAAAAAAAUUAUUGCAUUUUAAAAGUUAGAUUGGUAGUCAAAUGGUUUAAAUGUAUAGAUCUACACUUAAUUAAAUAUGUCAAAUUUUCAAACAAAUUUUGGGGAGUGAUCCACAUUAAAGUGAAAUUUUUUUUUGAGCCAUAGCUGAGCACCUGAUUAAUUAUUUAUAUAUCAAUAGUAGUUAGAAAUAUGAUGUUAAUUGUACGGAUCAAAUGUAAAAAUUUCAUUUUUAUCAAAAUUACAUGGUAAUAUUUUUAUAAAAGGACUUUUAUAAAGGACUAGUUAGAUUAAAUAGCUAGGUCUUUGGUAAUAAUUGUUUGUUAAAUAUGUCAGAUUUUUUUUACCAUCAGGUUGGUAUAAUGAAAGACAAUUAUGACCACACCAACUUGCUUAAGAAUUUGCCGAGUGAGUUUCGACCAUUUCUAGAGCACAUUCAAAGUUUAGACUAUUUUGAUCAACCUGACUACAACAUGUUAACUAACCUUCUGGACCAGUGCAUGAGACGUAAAAUUGUACGGGAUUCAGAUCCAUACGACUGGGAGAAGAGUAAUGUGGACACAUCUAUUACAAUUACCAAUACAUCAGCAUUACAUGCUCUCAAACAGACCAAGUAAGAAAACAAAUUAGCUGCAUUUCUUCUUCUUCUAUAUCUUAAGGGCCCACCAUCAAUUUAUUGAUCAUUUUGGCAUUUAAAUUCUUUUAUGUUGAAACUCAAUAUAUUGACACACCUAUAACAUUUAUUUUCUUUAAAAAAAACAAUGAAAUUUUAUUUGUAGUUGUGGAAAAAAAAUUAUUGAAACAUCUAGUCUUAUUUACAGUUAUGUUAAUGAUAAUGUUCCUUUAUUUCCUCUUUGAAAAAAAAGUGUAUUUUUAUUCUUCAAACUAUGAAGUUUGUAGCUAGUUAUGAACUUUGCAGCUAGUUGAUAAGAGUCAUUUGACACAGGACAAAUUUUAUAACAGCAGGGAGAGUAAAAAGUGUAUUUCGCAUAAAUUUAGUCUUUCCUACACGUGUGGGAUAAACUGGCUGAUUUCCUUGUGAGCAUUUUGAGAAAUCAUACUCGAGUAGGACUGACCAAAUACUUCGUGUUUCUAUAAAAUUUAAUAAAAAUACUAAUGCAUUAAGUUACUUUGGCAUUAAAAUGGUACAAUAUACAGAAGGAAAAAAAAAAUUAUAAAGUAUAUUUAAAUAUUAUUUUUUUUAGUUUCAUUACAUCGUAUGAAUUUUGUCUUCAGUGUCCUUAACAUGGGCCCCAUUACUCCUGGACAUGGAGCUACAGAAGUUUUGGAUGAAAACCUGAGCUACCAAGAGGGUGAGGAGCCACUUAAAAAGCCAGAGCUUAUUCCAUUGAAUGAAGUAGACAAUCGAUAUGUAGAGGAAGGUGUGGUAGUCUUGUCACGUCCAGAUGCUGACAUACCUCCAGCCAAAUACGAGCAAGAUACCAAAGCUAAAGAAAAAAUAAAAGACAAUGAUAAAGGAAAAGGUCAAGAAAAAAGUGAGCACAUGUAUAAGAAGGGAAUUCAUGCUGAUGCUAUCUCAUCCAAAGACAGUGGAAAUAGAAGUGGGGCUGCUAAUGCCCAUUUACUUAAACAACAAAUUAUUGUUGGAAAUAGGGCUCCCACCUCGGGUGCCAGUUUGGAAGUUGGAGGCAGUCAUCAGAUCAAUUCUCUUAAGCAUGGAGAAAAAGAUAUUUCUUCACCUGGUGAUCGUCUGCCACCACCAGGACCAUCAGUAGGAUAUGGGUUACCUAUCUCAGGUAAUCCACUAGGAGCCUUAGCAGGAAGUCGGAGUAAGCUAGUUAGACUUCAUGAAGGUCCUGAAAGUAGUGGUGUUGAUUAUGGCGGAAGUGAAAAGGCUAGUAGUAUUUGUAAUGCGAACCAAGGGUAUGUUGGAACAUUGGAGGCUGGAGAACCAAGCAAUGAGAAUGAAAACAUGCGGCUAGAGAGCCAUCCAGAUCUUGCCAGUCGGGCGGCUAUUACUUUUGCCCUUAUGCAGACUGAUGAUAAAACACACACUCAGUGUGAUGAAGCGGGAGAAGAGAAUGCCACACGGGCAGCCCCUUUUACUAUGGCUAGUCAGUGGGGAGCAUUUGGUUCUAGUGAUGAGGGCAGUGAAAAUGAUAGUGAAGAUGAUGGUGGUGGGGAUAAGGGGAAAAAGUCAGCACGGGCAAGAAGACUUGCAAUGAUGAACACUCUGGCAGAUGAGGAUGAUCAUCAGCUGGAUAGUAUGGCCAGGAAUUCUCUAGUAUUAUUAGAUGAAAGAGAUGGACAUGAGACUAUGAGAACAUCUCUUGUAUUUGAAGAUGAUAGCAAUGACCUCAUGAAGAUAAUGCAGUCUAGUAGCAGUCGUGGUGAAGAUGGUUUGGAGGAUGGGGUAGAAACACAAGGCCGUCACUCAGAACCUAUUCAUCAUAAUCCUCAUCAACAUACACAAUCUCAAGAAAAAUCAUUCAGUUCCAGUCCUCGAAAAAUGCCAGAAAAACUUGCCAAAGAUAUUGAUAAUCGGAUAGGGUCUCCUUUGAAGCAAAACACUUCAGGUAGCCCCUCAAAAUUUGUGUUCAAAAACAGAGAUCAAGGGGAAGAAAAAAGAAACCGCAAGCUUGUGGCGCUAGGAAAGCCACCUAUUCAUUCUUCUAGUAAACGAGAUAAAAGUCAGGAUCUGGCCUUAUCUGGUGUUAGUGAUGGUGCCAAAACUCAAGGUAAUGCCCAUUUCAUUCCUAGAGACUCAACUGCUUCAAAGCCCAAAUCUAUCCUCAAAGACAAAAACACUGUAAUUAGUGAACGCAACACAAAUGUUGACAAUCGAUUCAGUUCAGAUUCAUCUAUGCUGCCAACAGACAGCAAUCGUGAUUUAAGGGUUGUGGUCACAAUGAAAGAUGAACCCAAUGCUGUGACACCAAGGGAUCAAAGUCCUCGGCGUCCUCAAUCAUCACGUCAUUCAUCUGGCAAAGCAAGAGAGAGUGAAUCUGCUGGAGGUCAGCAUAUACGAAGGUUUUCCAGGCCAGGCGUAUCGGCAUCACCUAGAGGUUACCUGGACUCAAGAUCUCUUGUUAUGCAAGAAUCAGAUACUGGUCCAAUUCCCAAGCCUCCGCCUGGUCAUGCUCCUAAAAAUGCUGUGGUGACUGCUAGGUAA
Lymnaea stagnalis (great pond snail) is the source of this 19500-nucleotide messenger RNA. NCBI's taxonomy places the organism in Eukaryota, Metazoa, Mollusca, Gastropoda, Lymnaeidae. The record is from the annotation of a GenBank genome assembly.